Molecule: messenger RNA, 3229 nt
Organism: Thermothelomyces thermophilus ATCC 42464
Lineage: Eukaryota; Fungi; Ascomycota; Sordariomycetes; Sordariales; Chaetomiaceae
Exons: 1
Coding region: 75-3062 (995 amino acids)
Biological process (GO): nucleotide-excision repair; mismatch repair
Cellular component (GO): XPC complex; nucleus; nucleotide-excision repair factor 2 complex
Molecular function (GO): single-stranded DNA binding; damaged DNA binding
Source: RefSeq, a predicted model, not a curated record
GGCCAUUCCGACAACCUCUACGUUCUCUCAGACUUUCAACAUGUCUCGCGACAGCGAACCGCUUUCAGAUCGAUAUGCCUCCCUAUGUUCCGCGCAAAAGAAUACGUGACGAUACACCGCCCACUCAAAAUGAAUCGAAACCGAACCAGGGUCGCGAGACAAAAACUGCCAUAGCUCCGCCGCGCAAGUCAACCCUUUUCGAUGACCUUGAUGCAAGCUCGACUCCGCGGUCCUCAACCCGAAAUGGGUCGUCAGUUUUGAAGAUAGACGACAGUGAGGAUGACGAAAGCCCACUGUCGUCGCUGUCCGAUGCCGAAUUUGAGGAUAUUCCAGCCCCAAAGCGACAUAAGGUCGGAGCGCCUAACGAUAAAGAGGAUAAAGACGAGGAGGAGGAGGACGACGACGAAGACGAAGACAUUGAGUUUGAAGAUGUCAAAACACCGCACGCGGCCUUGAAAGACGUACCAACGCCCUCUGGCGACCUCGAAUUAACCUUGAUUAGGGACACGAGGAUAUCGCUGGCGAAUGCGUUGGGGAAGAAAGGCCCGUCCAAGUUGGAACGCAAGAUCCGCAUUGCCACGCACUGCGUUCACGUUCAAUUCCUCCUUUGGCAUAACGCCAUCCGCAACUCAUGGCUGUGUGAUCCCAUCGUGCAAGGGAUCCUGUUGUCACAUCUCCCUCCACGACUGUGGGCGGAGGUGGAUAGGUGGAAGGUGGCCAGUGGCCUGGAAGUCCCCGAGGAAUCACCCAGAAGCGGCAGGAUACAACAGGACGUCAAGGGAAAGGGGAAAGCACAGCUCCGGAAAUCCAGGGACUGGAGCGAGGCAUCCCAGCGCUUGGAAAAGGGCGCCGUGGAUAUGAGCCACGGUGACCCCCUGUUCAGACUGAUGAAGUAUCUCGCCUCCUGGUGGAAGCAGCGAUUCCGUAUCACUGCACCUGGGUUGCGGAAGUGGGGCUACAUGUCUCUGGAGCGGCUUGACCGGCUGACCAAGGCCUUCAAGCAAGAGGGGCAUGACCAGGAGAGGUUUGGGGAGCGAAUCCGGAACUUGGAUGAGUUUCGAAUUUGUGCCCAAGAAUGUGCCGGCAGCCGUGACGUGGGCGCUCAGCUGUUCACGGCUCUUCUCAGGGCGUUGGGUCUGGAGGCUCGCCUCGUUGCUAAUCUUCAGCCGCUGGGCUUUGGCUGGACCAAACUGGAGGAGGCGGAUCCUGAGAAGGAAGGAUUCAGCUUUGGGCAAACUGCACAAAAAGAUUCAGAAGAGGUCGUCCGGAAAGGGACAGCCGCUCCGAAGCCUCGUUCAACAAGGAGGGCGAAAAGUGCUGUGCCCACUCGAAAAUCGAGACGCAACAAGCAAGCAGAGAUGGAGGAGCCAUCUGAUUCUGAGUUAGCUGUUGACAACAGCGAUGACGACCUUGCGAUUGAGCUUCCACAAGCGCCACCGAAACGGGGGAAGGUUUACGAUGCGGAUCUAGAGUUUCCUCACUACUGGACCGAAGUUCUCUCCCCGGUGACGAACAAGUACCUUCCAGUUGAUCCCAUUGUCAAGUCUGUGAUUGCUACAAACCGAGAGCUCGUCGAAUCGCUGGAGCCUCGUGGCGGGAAGGCAGACAAGGCUAAGCAGGCCAUGGCAUACGUUGUUGGGCACUCUCGGGACGGAACGGCCAAGGACGUCACAAUUCGCUAUCUCAAGCGGCAGAUGCUGCCCGGCCGGACGAAGGGGAUGCGUAUCCCGACCGAAAAGGUACCUGUGUACAACCGGCACGGUAAAGUUAAGCGGUAUGACCAGUUCGACUGGUUCAAGUCCGUCAUGAGGGGCUAUGCCAGGGGUGGACCGAAGCACCCCGUCACAGAAGCCGACCAGGUCGAAGACGCCAGUGACCUCAAGCCCGUCAAGCACGAGAAGAAAGAGGUCAAAGACGGCGAAGAGACCCUCCAGUACUACAAACAAUCCAAGGAAUUCGUCCUCGCGCGCCACCUCAAACGCGAGGAAGCCCUCCUGCCCACCGCCAAGCCCGUCAAGAUAUUCAAAAACAAGGGCAAGGCGGGGGAAGAAGAACCUGUGUACUUGCGAAAGGACGUGGUGCAGGUGAAAAGCGCCGAGACCUGGCACAAGCAGGGCCGCGCGCCGAAGCCGGGCGAGCAGCCGCUCAAGCGAGUACCCUACCGGGCGGCGACGACCAACAGGCAGCGCGAGAUUGCCGAGGCAGAGGCGGCGACGGGCGAGAAGGUGCUCCAGGGCUUGUACAGCUUCGACCAGACCGACUGGAUCAUCCCGCCGCCCAUCCGAGACGGCAUCAUCCCCAAGAACGAGUACGGCAACAUUGACUUGUUUGUCGAGCACAUGUGCCCCCAGGGCGCCGUGCACGUGCCCUACCGCGGCGCCUUGCGCGUGGCCAAGAGGCUAGGGAUCGACUUCGCCGAAGCCGUAGUGGAUUUCGAGUUUGGCCACCGCAUGGCCGUGCCGGUCAUUCAGGGAAUCGUAAUUGCCGAGGAGCAUUAUGACGCGGUGAUGGAGGAGCUGGCCAAGGACGAGGCGGAGAAGAAGAGGAAGGAAGAUGAGAAGAGGCGGAAGGCGGCGCUGAGCAUGUGGAGACGGUUUCUCAUGGGGCUGCGGAUCGUGGAGAGGAUCAAACAGGACUACGGCCAGGUCGAGGUUAGCGCGGAUGCCGCAGGGCCAGGCGGCGGCGGAGAGGCCAAGGGCGAGGAGACGCGAGAUGUUGAUGCCGGUACGGGGUUAGAGGACGAGGACAUGGGCGGAGGGUUCCUGCCGGAAGGUUAUGAAGAUGCAGAAGAGAAGACGACAAGUCUGACCUCGGGCUUCUUCCCUGUGGUCGAUGAAGAGGAGGGCACAGGAAGCGAAGAGGGUGGGCUGGAGAUUGACCAUGGGGAAGGCGCUCGAGAGCCGGCAGCUGAACCGAGCACAUCGGUCAUGAGCACAAGGCCGAAGCGGAAGGCAGUUUCCAAAGCGCAGGCAACGCGUCGUCGAAGGCGGCCGAAUAUCCCAUCGAGCUCCGAGGAGGAGCAAGACGAGGAAAUCGAUUCUCAGAGCUCGGACGACGAGUAAAGCUGUCGCUGCAUGGCCUGAGACCGAAGAAGCGGCGUCUGUCAUGUCUAGUUGACGCUGUCCGCCGGGGUGGGUGGCUAGAAGUUGGCAUGUGCUGUGGUGGAUGAACAAACUGCCUGUCCGUUGACAGCAGCUUUUGUUCCUGGCUGUCACAACCGGGCGUUGUA